Aspergillus nidulans FGSC A4 is the source of this 1028-nucleotide messenger RNA. Its product is annotated as Mrp/NBP35 family ATP-binding protein. Gene Ontology annotation, molecular function: ATP-dependent FeS chaperone activity; iron-sulfur cluster binding; ATP binding. The transcript is spliced from 2 exons. The coding region runs from base 24 to 1028 and encodes 334 amino acids. Gene Ontology annotation, cellular component: cytoplasm. Gene Ontology annotation, biological process: iron-sulfur cluster assembly. NCBI's taxonomy places the organism in Eukaryota, Fungi, Ascomycota, Eurotiomycetes, Eurotiales, Aspergillaceae. The record is from RefSeq and is a predicted model, not a curated record.
CAACAGCUACCCAUAUUAAUAAAAUGCCUCUAGAAGGGAUCAAGAACAUAAUUCUCAUCCUCUCUGGUAAAGGGGGAGUUGGCAAGUCGUCAGUCACCCUCCAGCUCGCCCUAGCUCUCACCUUACAAGGCAAAUCUGUUGGAGUCCUCGACAUCGACCUAACAGGGCCCUCUAUCCCACGUCUCGUCGGUCUUGAAGGCGCAAAGAUCACACAAUCCUCGAACGGGUGGGUUCCUGUACCAGUACAUGAAGCUGAGGCCCAAACAGCUUCAGGUAACGAUGCUGCGGUUGCGCUUUCAGACGAUGGUGGAGAUGAGAAUAAGGACGUAGAACGUGCAAAGCCAAGAGGAAGCCUCCGUUGCAUGUCGCUCGGCUUUCUCCUCCGCGACCGCGGUGACGCUGUUAUCUGGCGCGGACCCAAGAAGACAGCAAUGAUCCGACAAUUCCUUACAGAUGUCUACUGGGGUGACACCGAUUACCUGCUUGUCGACACGCCGCCAGGGACAAGCGACGAGCAUAUUGCGCUUGCAGAGGAACUGCUGAAAUUGUCAACCACGAGCCCAUCUUCUACCGGUGUCGGUGCGCUCCCCCGCCUCACAGGCGCCGUCCUCGUCACAACACCCCAAGCAAUCGCGACUUCGGACGUGCGCAAGGAGGUGAAUUUCUGCGUCAAGACGAAUAUACCUACUUUGGGUGUUAUAGAAAACAUGUCCGGUUACACGUGUCCGUGUUGCGGGGAGGUGAGUAAUCUGUUUUCGAGUGGGGGUGGGGAGGUGAUGGCGCGGGAGAUGGGAGUAAGGUUUCUGGGGAAGGUUCCUGUUGAUGUGCAGUUUGGCGCUUUGGUAGAGGGGAAGAGUCAGGAGGAAAGCGAUGAUGAGGAUGAAGAUCGGGAACGGAACAAAGUGGAAGAGGAGAAAGGGCAGGAUUUUGUUGACGAGCGACCGCUGGUGGAGAGGUACAAGGAAUGCUGGUCGUAUGGGCAGUUUGAGGGUUUUGCUAAGACGCUGAUAGGGGAGAUUGAGGGUUGA